Molecule: messenger RNA, 972 nt
Organism: Entamoeba histolytica HM-1:IMSS
Lineage: Eukaryota; Evosea; Mastigamoebida; Endamoebidae
Exons: 3
Coding region: 1-972 (323 amino acids)
Source: RefSeq, a predicted model, not a curated record
AUGAGUGAACAAAGUAAAAAUGAUAUUAAUGACUAUUAUGAUUUUCCACUUCAAAAAUUAGUUAUAGCAUUUGAAUAUUUUAUUAUUGCAAUUUUAUGUAUAAUACAAAGUAUUAGAAUAGUCAAAAACCACCAUAGAUUUUGUGGGUUUCAAAAUUUAAUUAUUUUAUUUGCAUUAUCAUGGUGUGUCUUUAGAGUUGUUGAUUUAAUGAUUGCAUUCUUUUUAUUCCUCUUUUCUGAUUUUGAAAAAGAGAAUUCAAUAGAAAUGUCAAUUCAAUGGAUGAUAUCAGAUGUACCAAGUUUUGUAAUGGUUGCAAUUUUAUCUUUUGUAACAUAUUAUUAUGCUUCAUUAAUUCAUCACUACAAAUGGAGUAAUUGGAAAAUAAAUAUUAUUGUUAUAAUUCUUUUAUUAAAUUUCUUUCAUAUUCUUUCUUUAUCAAUAAUUGAUAUUAUGUUAGUAUUUGAACAAACAAAAUAUUUAAUUAUUUCUACGUUUGCAUUUAGUGGUAUUACAUAUUUUAUUUUAUUAGUUGGUUUAUAUUAUGUUUCAGUUAGAAUCUUUUUUAUUAAUUCUCAUGAUCUUGAACAAUCUCAUCCAAGUCCAAUUCAAAUGGGAAUUGCUGGUAUUAUUAUUUGUUUAACUAUUUCUACUCGUUUUAUUUAUGAUUUAAUUAGUUCUAUUGAAGGAAGGUCACUUCUUUCUUUAUUAUGUUCUGCAGAAACUCCAUCAUCUAUUUGUGAAAAUAAUUUCGUUGUUGUAACUUUAUUUGCUCAAUUAAUGGAAUGUGUAUUAAUGACUUUGUGGGAAAUAAUUCCAUUAACUUGUCUUAUUGUAUUGUUUUGGAAUAUUCCAAAGAGUAAAUCGUAUGAUCCAUUCCCUCAUUUUCAGAAUAUUCAAGAUGAUGACUCUUCUGAAAGUUCUUUACUUACUCAAAAUAAUGAAACAUUUCCAUUUAUUCAUCCAAAUAAAUAA